This is a messenger RNA of Dujonia railenensis, 885 nucleotides long. The record is from the annotation of a GenBank genome assembly. NCBI's taxonomy places the organism in Eukaryota, Fungi, Ascomycota, Pichiomycetes, Serinales, Debaryomycetaceae.
AUGUCAGUACGGAAUUGCAUCCGAGACUGGACCCUGUACAUACUAAAACAGUACUGGAAAUCGACUCAGAUUAUUGAUAGAUUACCAGCGAGUAGGCUAGAUACACUUUUGAGUUCUGUAUUUGACGAAACUAUAGAUAGCAAUAGUAGUUCCUCUUUGCCAGCUGGAUACCAUUUAGUGUAUCAUAAUCCAAAUCUGAAUCAAUUGGGUGUAGAUGGAUAUGAUAAUUACCAAGCACCAGUUGAUACACGUACGAAGGAUGAACUAUUUAGGCGUAGAAUGUGGGUUAGAGGUAAAAUUGAAUUUCUAAAUCCAAUACUAUUUGAUACUAAUGUCGAAUGUUUAGAGCAAAUCAAAAGUGUAAGGCAUUUUAACACAGUCUGCUUUGUCAAUAUUGAACGUAAAUUUGUUCAAAAAAACCAAACUGUGCCUUUGGUGAUAGAGGAAAGGACAUUAGCAUAUAGUAAUUCCAUGUAUGAGAAAGGGAUUUCUCUAAACAAAGCUCUAGAUGCCAGAGAAACUCAAUUUACAGAGAAAGUCAGGCUUUCUCAAACUGAAAAUUUUAGGUAUAGCUCGCUAACCUACAAUGCCCAUAAGAUACAUUAUGACAUUGACUACUGUAAAGUAGUAGAAGGAUUCCCCAAGGUUUUGAUUUCGGGCCCACUUUCAAUAACGGUGAUAUUAACCUGGUUUUCCAGAAAAUUUUACCCCAACUUGCAUGUAAGUUCAAUAGUCUAUAAGAACACACAACCUAUCUACCUGGAUGAAGAUAUACAGUUGAUUUGCUUUGAAGACAUCAAAGAUGAAAAGUAUUCUAUAUGGAUAAUUAAUAGCGUGGAAGAACUUCUCGUAGACGCUAGUAUCAGAACCGUAAAAAGCUCCUAA